This is a messenger RNA of Xenopus laevis (African clawed frog), 1386 nucleotides long. RefSeq names its product dual specificity phosphatase 4 S homeolog (gene dusp4.S). Bases 60 to 668 code for a protein of 202 amino acids. The record is from RefSeq and is marked provisional. NCBI's taxonomy places the organism in Eukaryota, Metazoa, Chordata, Amphibia, Anura, Pipidae. The transcript has a single exon. Gene Ontology annotation, molecular function: MAP kinase tyrosine/serine/threonine phosphatase activity.
CGUACAUCUCUGCGACAUGUGUCACUCAGUGAGCAAUUGAGUGUCGGGCUCGCAGUGUUAUGGUGACUAUGGAGGAGCUGAGGGAAAUGGACUGCACUUUGCUGAAGAGGCUGCUCAAGCGAGAGAGUGCGCACGGCAGCAGGAGAAGCAAGCACGUCGGGGUCGGGGGCACUUGCUUGCUGCUGGACUGCAGACCCUUUCUGGCUCACAGCGCCGGUUUCAUUCAGGGCUCGGUAAAUGUCCGCUGUAAUACUAUAGUGAGGCGAAGAGCCAAGGGCUCAGUGAGUCUGGAGCAGAUCCUACCGGCUGGCUGCAAAGAAGGCGAAGAAGAGGUGCUGAGUCGGCUGCGCUCCGGGCUUUACUCGGCCAUUAUCGUAUAUGAUGAGAGGAGCCCCCGGGCUGAUGCGCUACGUGAGGAUAGCACCGUGUUCCUGGUGGUGCAAGCUCUGCGCCGGGACACUGACAGCACUGACAUCUGCCUGCUCAAAGGUAUUGCACUGCCCUCCUUGCGCUACUGUGUCAGGCCAACCUGCAGCUCUGCCUCGGGGGUUGCACUUCAGCUGCUAUUCACUGUGCUGUUUCACAUACUCUUUUAUUCAUCCCUGUGUCUCUCCUUGUUUGUUUAUCACAAAGAAAAUUGCUUGCUGAUUCUUAUUGCAGUAAAAUAAUGCAUACAAAUUCCAAGCACAAGCCCAAAUACAGGCACAGAAUGUAUCAGCUAUUGUUGAAUGGAGACAGACAGACUACAGGAAUAAUCCCUAAUAGUGCUACAGUUUGCCAUCAAAUUGUAAAAAAAAUGGUGUGCUGGCACCUUGCAACCAAGGGGGGCUCACCCCUCCAUCGCCCCCCAUUUCAUUUUUUGGCAAUCUAAUUCUAAGCAAUUAUACAAAAACAAGUUUCAGCGGUUUUAAAGAUAUUUAUGUAAUAUCAGUGUUUAUCCCCUUGUGUGACUCUUGAAACAUUGCAGCAGAAGUUACUUAAUUUCUAGGUCUGUUAUACAUCAUUAUCUGCUACAUUGUUUCAAUCGAAAACAUCCAAAUAAACCAAUGGCAUUUUCAGUUAUUUUUUAUACAUACCUGUAAAGCAAUGGGGCCUUUACAUGUGUAUUGUAAUGUUCCAUAAAUGAAGAUUUCUUUAAUCACAGUUUUUUGGAUACGUUUCCCUUUAAGCACAAAAAUGUAAAACCGUGCAUUGCUUUAGUUUAGAUGUUCCCAUUUUUAUUCAUGUUUGGAAACCGAUUGUAAGCUCUGUAAACUUACUUAGGCCUGUUUGUUUUAUGGAUGGUUGCAGUGUGUUGCACAGUCCUAGAAAAAAAUGUUGGUGCUUUAUAAAGUAAAUCUUGGAUGCAAACGUUUAAAAAAAAAAAUAAACACAACUUGUUCCAGU